AUGUCUCGCGAUGUCUUCUAUUCCUCUGAUCCUACGGAUCGCCAAGGCGCUCUUCCCGGGGCGGGGGGAGAGACUCAGUCUCCCGGCUCGGCCUCGGCGCCUGGCACGAUGCGGCGUAGGCGGUCGGGUAUGGCAUACAUUCGUGACGGUGCGAGCCGGCGUGGCAUGUACGCCUCUCCGUCCAUGUACGAGUCCAAGGAAGCACACGCAGAUACGCAUCUGUGGGGUGGUAUGCCGGACCCUAUGGACUACAAUCAUGAUCUGUAUCGUUCGUGGCGCUCACCGCGGAUGCCUGGUCUUGCGUCCGCCGAAGCGGCCUCGCGAACACUGCCGCCUUGGCGAAUGGUAGGAAGUCAUGCCAAGUACCCUUUAUCGGCGCACGACGCCUCCUUUAUGCGGUUUGAGCCUUCUGCGUACCCUUCCUAUGCGGCCAGCUCGGUGCCUACACUAGGCAGCUCUUCCCAAUCCAGCAGUUCGCCCCUUUUUUCCGAAUCUGCCACGACUGCGUCUCGCUCUAUCGAUACGCCACUCCAGUCUGGGUUUCCUGAGCCGAGCUUCUCUGGCGGAUCUCCAUCGAUGGCUACACACUCAUCCCCACGUCUCUCACGAACACAGCCUCGUCGACCACCUAUGCCAUCGCCUGAUUCGCAUCUUCAUGGGCUAGGUGUGUCGUUCCAGACCAAGGACCCGUCUGUACUGACUCGGCGCGUCGUCACAGAACCGCCGCGACUGGCUCGCUCUCCCAGUCAUUCAGGGGUCGUCUCCACGCCCACAGCGCCGCCGCCUCGGGCACAUACGCGGCGGCAAACCAUCAGCGAUGCUUCGUCACAUCUUCACAAGCAGGCAUGGCAUCGUGAUGAUGCAUCACCUGCAUCGCAUAGUGGUCUCGAGCGAUGGUUCCCAGGGCUCAUGUACGCCUUUGAGCCAUCGUAUGGAUCACCGCAUACCCCUGCACAGCUUGUACCUACGACGCCACCAGCCGCUAUGCCUGAAGGUGAGCUGACAGAGUGGGCCGCCCUGGCUCUAUCGACGCAUCCAGCGUCCCCGCCACUGCGAUCCCUGCAGCUUGUGUCCAAGUACUUUGGCGACGAGUCCUUGCAGGAUACACCGACAGGGCCUCCCGCGCGGUCCUCCCGACGUGGCUCUGCUGGUGAUUUGCAUGGCCUGUACAUUCACAUGUCGCCCUCUUUGUCGGUGCCUGACGAUGAUGACCUUUAUGACCAUUCCUCCUCUAGCCCCAGUACACCAGUGCCCGCUUCUCGGACACGCUUACGUCCCUUGCAUUUGGCGGAAAUGCAUGGGCUGGAGCAGCCUGGUAUGUCGCGACGCUCUCCGCCCCGUUUUAAGUACGAGGACGAGCGAGGGACACGGUCCCCAUGGAUGAGCGAUCGUACGCACUCGUCACGAUCCCGGGUGCCGUAUCAUGUUUUGCAUCCGCGACCCGAAAAGCCCAUAGCCGAUCCCGAUGCUGUGCGUCUGUUUUGGUUCGGAUUCCUGGGCAUGCCAUGGCUCUGGAUUUUCGGUGGAUGGUGUGCAGGCGAUCAUGCGAUGCUUCUUUCGCCUUGGUCGCCUCCGUCCUUUGCGUCGUACCGCGUAGGACUGCACCCUUACGGCCCGCCCUUUGCGAUGUCCAUGUGUAUGAAGAACCGGCUUCUUCAGCACAUGUCACCCAUCUCUCCCCAGGCAGCACCCAAUGAUCCUGUGGUCUUUGGACCCAGUCACCGCGGCGUACAAUUCCUCUCGCAGCAUGCCCCUGAUUCCAUCCCAUUGUACCAACUGCAUCAAUGGCAGCACGUCGAGCGCGUCGUGCUCGUUCAUCGUGUCGCUGCAGCACUCUCGUCCUUUGCGUUCUUUGCAUGCUGGGGUACAGGCGUAUGGCCUGUAGUGUCCCAUUUUUAG
This is a messenger RNA of Malassezia pachydermatis, 1899 nucleotides long. RefSeq lists its product as hypothetical. Bases 1 to 1899 code for a protein of 632 amino acids. The transcript has a single exon. Lineage: Eukaryota; Fungi; Basidiomycota; Malasseziomycetes; Malasseziales; Malasseziaceae. The record is from RefSeq and is a predicted model, not a curated record.